AUGACCAUUAAGUUCUCAGACCAUUCAGUUACAGCGCCAUCUGCCGCGGGCUCUACCUGCAGGUACAUGUACCUGUCAGAUCAUAUGAACAACACAAUAGAAGGCCUUCAAUCGGAACUCAAACAGACUCAGUUUGAACAAUUAAAACUCUCGUCUUCUGUGUCAUCUCUUGAGGUGUUCCGAUUGAAUUUUACCAACAAGCGGUGUGGUGUGUCUACAAAAGUUGCCUUCACCGCGGGAAUAACGUCUUCCCACUCUUCAUGGAGCGGAAGUACACUGGUUUUCCCCAAGAUAAUAUUUGAUACAGGCGGAGGUUACAACCCCACUACAGGGAUGUUCACGGCCCCUGUGGAAGGGCACUACGUCUUCUUCGUCAGUGUACAGAGUUAUGGUACAAACGACAUUCGGGUGGACAUUGUAUUGAAUGGAGAAUCCAAGGUCAGGACAAUGGCAUACGGCAGUGGUGGUAAUGAAUAUCACGAGGCAGGAGUUAACCUGGCUGUGUUAAGACUAAAUCAGGGGGACAAAGUGUGGGUCAAACGUUAUACUCUGGAUACUAUUCCGACUCUGUACCUGUUACAACCUUCUCUGGAUUCCUUUU
Messenger RNA from Saccostrea cuccullata (small rock oyster), 601 nucleotides. Its product is annotated as collagen alpha-2(VIII) chain-like. The record is from RefSeq and is a predicted model, not a curated record. The annotation marks the transcript as partial. Gene Ontology annotation, molecular function: protein binding. Lineage: Eukaryota; Metazoa; Mollusca; Bivalvia; Ostreida; Ostreidae. The transcript has 3 exons.